AUGGCCGUCCAAAAAACCCAACAACUGCCGGAAUCCGUCAGGCGGAAUCUGCACAUGUCGCGCCUUCACCAAGGCGUGGGAAUUGACGAGAACGACGAGGAGGAAGUGGCGGCGCGGCGACGCCUGUCCGCCGCCGACGGAUACUGGUUCGGGCUGCGCGCGCCGAAGCUGCGGUCGGGGCCGAGCAUGGCGGCCGUGAACAUGUCGUUCUUCCGGUGGGAGAGCGUGCGCGCGCUGAGCUACGUGGAUUGGCGCACAACCAUGAUGAUCACCCCCAUUCAGCGCCAGUUCCAGUGCGCGAGCUGCUGGGCCAUCACAGCCGUCGAUUCGAUCGCCAUGAUGUGGGCGAUUGCGACGGGCACGCCUGCGACGCCGCUGUCGCCGCAGCAGGUGUGCGACUGCGCGACGAAGCAGUGCUGCCAGGGCGGGUGGCCCGACUGGGCCUUCUCCUACGUGCUCUCCAACAAUGGCGUCACGCAGCUCGGCAACUACCCGUACGUCGCCGCCGACUCCACCACCUGCUACUUCAACGCGACCGAAAUGGCGCCGCUCGCGAAAAUCACGGGGUGGGAGCUGGUCCCGGCGUUCAACCCGCUCGCGCUCAUGAAGGCGGUAACCACGCAGCCCGUGAUCGCGUUCCUUAGCGCCGCGUCCAACGACUUCCGCACGUAUAACAGCCGCGACCAGAUCAAGAUCUACGACGGCAUGUGCACCACAGAGAUUAACCACGCCGUGCUCGUCGUUGGAUAUAACUACACCGGGCCUAGUCUCGUCGGCAGUUACUGGAUCAUCAAGAACUCGUUCUACAACACGUGGGGCGACAAGGGAUAUAUGUACCUCGCCAUGACGCCCGACGUGCGCGGGAAAUGCGGCAUGCUCACCGUGCCGCCCAUGUACCCGGUGCACUACCCCGUCGGGCCGCAGCCCGCGCGCUUCGCGACGAACAUGCGCGGCCGGUGGAAGGUGCGGCGCGUGGACGACCUGUCCGUGGAGCUCUUUAACUCGUCGCUCACUCCCUCGGGAACUAGUAACUCCUCGGCCCAGCUCACGCAGCUCGGGUUCGGCGCCAUGGACCCAUGCGCGGAUGUGAUCAACCCGUGCGGCGCGGGCGUGUGCUACAGCUCGUUCGGCAUGGCGCGCUGCGACUGCUCCGUGAUUCCCGGCAUGGUCGAGGUCGUCGCGUCGCCCACGUCUAAGUGCGUGCCGCGCUACCCCUGCUCCACGCGCACCAGCGGCACCGUGCCCAUCAACCCGUGCGGCGGCGGCACGUGCACGGAUCUCGGCGACGGCUCCUACACCUGCACCUGCUCUCCCGGCUUCGCCAUUGGAGCAGCGGUGGACGGCUCGCCCACGUGCAUGCCCUCCUCGGGCGUGGCGAAGGUCUACACCACAGUCCCCGGCGACACCUGCUCGACGGUGGGAGAUUCAUACAACAUGACGAGCGACAAUCUGAUGUCUCUCAACACGUGGCUUAACUGCACGGCCACGGACUACCUCCCUCCCGGCAUCGCCAUCACCAUCGCACCAAGCCCCAACAUCACCACCACCACCGUCACCACCAGCGCCAGCACCACCACCUCCACCACCACUUCUUCCUCGACGUCCACCUCUUCUACCUCGAACUCGUCGGCCCCUGCGACUGUCACCACGACGGGUGCAGCGAGCACGAGCGUGUGCACGUCCACGUACAACGUGCGUAACAAGGACACGUGCUGGUCGCUCGCGACAACGUAUUUCGGCGGCAGCAUCAACAACCUCCUGGCUAUCAACCCACGCCUCUCGUGCAUCCGGCUGUUCAAAGGGCAGCAAGUGUGCCUCGUCAUGAACACCACGACCAUCACCCCCAUUGCCAACAGCACCGCCUCGCUUGUCCCGCCCGCGCCUAUCCUCAACACCGUCACCACCACCACUACCAACACGGCUGGGUUGGUGUCAGACUCUGAUAUGGAGAACAAGGGGCGGUCUGCGCCUGAGUGUGGGCAGACGUACGUUGCAGCGGUGGGCGAGUCGUGUGAGACGGUGGCGAGCCGCUACAUGAUGUCGGCACGCUCCUUCUCCACGCUGAAUCCCGUGCUGGACUGCAACAAUCCCCUCCCUGUGGGCGCCUCUGUCUGUGUUGCUGCCAAGUCCGCUCAGACGACAGUAAAUUGCACGUCGUGGUACCGCGUGGCACAAGGCGACACAUGCCCCACCAUCUGGAACGCUGCCAACCUCACUCUAUCCAUGUUCACCGCCAUCAACCCUGGCAUCCGGUGCGAGGCGCCGUACCUAGCAGUGGGGCAGAUGGUGUGCAUCGACUCGCCAGUGCUGGUGACCAUGCGCGCCAACCCCAACGUGAGCUACUCGCUUCACACGGUGCGCCAAGGCGAGAACCUCGCAAUCGUCUCCUCAAUCUACAUCUCCCGCUGCACCGCCGCGUCUGUUUCCCCCGAGUCCAUCGCUGCGGUCAAUAAUCUCCCCAACAACGCGACGGCGGAGCUCGAGACCAACAGCACCAUCAUCAUCCCCUGCGUGGGCCGCGCGGGCGUGCUGGACUGCGGCUGCGCCGUGUCACAGACCGUUUGCGGAGCGGACUUCCAAACGUAUCCGUCGUACUGCGAUGCCGUGUGCAACUACGCUGUGCCGAUUCGCGAUACGGCUCCGUGCAGCGGGUGCUAUGCGGCUUGCGCGGGCCGGACUGGAAUUGCGCCAAUUGCAGGGUACGGUUGCUCGUGGGCUGUCUGCCCGUACCCCACGUGGUCGCCCUCGGACACGGAUAGCUCGCAGAUGGUGGGCGACGCCGACGGAAAGCGGUGCGCGUACGUGUCGUCGACGUGCGACAGCGUGUGCACGGCCACGAUGCAGACGCUCGCGGGGACCGCCACGCAGCAGACGACGAAUUACAACAACUGUUACAACCAGUGCAUGUGCUGCUCUCGCAUCCCCUGCGCUGCCAACGCAUGCACUGGUUCCCUGCUGACUCUCCACUGCCUUGAUGAGAGUCUGGAGGGAGUUUGGAGAAGCAUAUGGUGCUGUGUUCCCUUGGUGGGUCCACUUACUCUCCUUGUGGACGAAGCUGCUGCUGCAUCCCGUUGGAGGCUGGCGCAUGAACUGGCCAAUUUGAACGUGCAGAACGUGGCUGACGCGCUGCAAAAGUACAGCAUCAAGAAAACUGCCGUACAAAAAGCCCUGGACGCAGCAGCGGCGCGCGGGGACGUCUCGUUCAAGGACUACGGCAAGCAGCGCAUCUUCAUGGCGCGGCAGGACGUGCUGGAUGUGCCUGACACAGCGGGGCUGGACGCUCUCAAGGCGGGGAACGAGCAGCUCAGGGAGCAGACCAUGCGCCUCCGGGAAGACUGCGCUGCCCGGGAGAAAGAGGUGCUGGCACUGGAGCAGAGCUUGACUGCGGAGGAGAUAGAGCAGCAGAGGCAGAAGAUGGAGGAGGAGAACGCAGCUAUGGAAGCAAAGCUGGAGGCGUUGAGGGAUGGAGGAAACCAUAUCACGUCGUCGCAACGACAGCAGGCAGAGGAGCAGUACCAGCGAUUCAUGGGGCUGUGGCGGAAGCGCAAGAGGCUGUUCAACACAUUCUUCUCCACAGUCACAGACGGCAUGUCUCGCAACCUCAAGGAAUUUCAGGAGGAGCUUGGGGUGGAAACAGACGAGGACAUUGGUGUGAGCAUUCAAGAGUGCAGCAACCUCCAGGCGUCCAUGGCAGGAGGAUCGUCUUCGGCUACCCAAAAGGCUCCCGUGAAGGGGCGUGCAGCAGUCAGUGCCAGCAGUGCGAGCACGAUCGGUUUAAAGAAAGCGAAUGGAGUGCAUGGGUUGGGUGGGAUGGAUGUCGGGAUUCCCAAAGGCAGCGUUACGGUGCAGAAGGGAACCAACAAAGCGCCAGGAAGUGCUUCUAAAGGAGCUAGUGCAGGUGGUGAUGGUGCAGCUGCUGCUGCAGGAGGUGCUGGGGGAACUGUGGGAGGUGGAAGUGGGGGAAGAAAAGGAACGGCUGGAUCCGGGAAACGGGGUGCAGCAGGUGCAGCUCCUGGUGGGGAUGGCGAGAUAAUAGAUGGAGUUGGUGUGGUUGGAGGUGAGGGCGAUCUGGUGGGAGUGUCUUUGCAUGGGGUGGAGGAGGCUGAGCUCACACUUGUCGGCGCGACUGACCUCAUCGACGUGAAAGCGUGGGAAAUAGGAAAACAGGAUCCGUAUGUCGUGGUUGUUUACAACGAGUACGAGUUUCGGACGAAAGUUCACGAAGAUGGGGGAAAAAAUCCCGUUUUCAACGAAACAUUCACCUUCCCCGUGAGCACCAACCCGACAAUUAGCAUAACAAUCUUCCAUGACCGGAAGAAGCACGACGACGUCAUCGGAGUUGGAAAGUUGGCGUUUGGAAGUGCGUUUGCCACCGGAUAUGCGCACGAGAAGCUCCCGCUGUUCACCACUGAGGGCAGGCAGCAAGGCUUCCUCGAGGUUGUCAUGAAGUUUCCAGCAGUGAUAGAGCGGAUUCAGGCACAGUUGGCUGCAGCAGAGGCUGCACGGCGGAUGGAGGAGAUGCGAAUCAGCGAGGCCAAGGCAGCAUACGCGGCGAAGCUGAAAGACGCGCUGAAAUACCGCAAGCAGCAGGCAGCUGCAAAGGCAGAGGCGCAGCAGGAAGUCAUGGACGCGUCUCUGCUCUCCCUCAACAACGCCUUCUCCUACGCCAUGUCGGAUCACUCCUCACAGACUAAUUCUGCCAAGUCUGCGUUCCUGGGUGCCGAGGCUGCCAGUGCUGAGCAGCUCAAGGCUGCUCUGGUUGUGGAUGAGCCGGGGUUUUAUGCCAAGCUGUGCAGGGAGACUGAGGGCGAGGAGGAGUUCAGGCCCGAGAUUGAUGCCUACACUGGGGCUGUUUUUGCAGCAGCGCGCAAGCGGUAUGGUGCAGUAGAGAAGGCGAAGACAGAGUUUCAAACAGCAGUUGAGGAGGCUGUGACGAAAUAUUUCAGCAAGCUGCAGAGCAUCCAGAGUGGGUUUGAGAAGGAGGCAGGGGAGGCGUCCAAGGAGUAUAUGAAAGAAGCUCGGACAAAGAUCUUCUGGAAGGAGGAGGCUCAAGCAGAAGCUGAUGUUGCAGCUUAUAAGCCUCCCCUUUAG
This is a messenger RNA of Closterium sp. Yama58-4, 5091 nucleotides long. NCBI's taxonomy places the organism in Eukaryota, Viridiplantae, Streptophyta, Zygnematophyceae, Desmidiales, Closteriaceae. The record is from the annotation of a GenBank genome assembly.